Messenger RNA from Drosophila takahashii, 2783 nucleotides. RefSeq names its product Excitatory amino acid transporter 2 (gene Eaat2). Gene Ontology annotation, cellular component: plasma membrane. Gene Ontology annotation, molecular function: glutamate:sodium symporter activity; L-glutamate transmembrane transporter activity; neutral L-amino acid transmembrane transporter activity. Gene Ontology annotation, biological process: L-glutamate transmembrane transport. NCBI's taxonomy places the organism in Eukaryota, Metazoa, Arthropoda, Insecta, Diptera, Drosophilidae. The record is from RefSeq and is a predicted model, not a curated record.
CUCUCUCUUUCUCUCCGCUCGCCCCAUCUCGCUUGCUCCUCUCUUGGCUUUCUCGGUUUUCGGUUUUGGUUCCUGGGUUCUGUCGCCCCCGCUCCGCUGCAAAACGAAAGGCAGCCCCACUUGGACACCUGGAAACUUUGCGGACAUUUGGAAAUGGAAAAGUCUGAGAAAUUUUCAGAUUACCUCUUCGCCAAAAUGGGUCCCCCCACCUCCACUGAGCUGCCGCCGAAGACCACGGAGCGCAGCGACGCACCCGUCGAGCUGACCGGCUAUCGCAGGUGGCUGUCGGAUAACCUCAUGCUGUUGGUCACCCUCUCCGGGGUUCUCCUGGGCGUAGUACUGGGACUCUCGUUGCGACCGCUAAAUUUACACGGCGACUCCAUCAUGCUGAUCUCGUAUCCUGGCGAACUUUUCAUGCGCGUGCUGAAGCUGAUGAUCUUGCCGCUGGUCAUAUCCAGCCUGAUUGCCGGAUCGGCCAGUCUUAAUGCAAAGAUGAAUGGCAAGAUAGCGCUGCGCACAUUGGUUUACUUCGCCAGUACUUCCUUCUUCAACGCCGCCCUAGGAAUCGCUCUCGUGUUGCUCAUCCAUCCUGGAAAUCCCGAUCUGCACAACGCCGAUGAUCGGUCGACGGAUAGGCGGGCAGUCAACCUACUGGAUAGUCUUUUGGAUUUGGGAAGAAAUGUAUUCCCGGACAACCUGUUCCAGGCCUCCAUUCAGCAGGCGCACACCGUCUACCUGCCCAAGCCGAGCAUUCUGCAUGCCUUCAACGAGACGAUGAACGACACCUUGGUGGAGGCUCAACGUCUGUCGGAGGAUCUGUCGGAGGAGGUGGUGCUCGUGCGGGACAUCCAGUACCGCAGUGGAACCAACACGCUGGGCAUCGUUUUCUUCUGCCUGGUAUUCGGAACUUUCCUGGGGACCAUUGGCCAGAAGGGCCAGGUAGUGGUCGACUUCUUCGCCGCUAUUUUCGAGGUGAUAAUGAAGAUGGUAACCUGUGUGAUGUGGCUAACGCCUGUGGGAAUUAGUUCUGUGAUCGCCGGCAAGAUCCUGAGCGUCGGCGACUUGGGCCUGGUGAUGUCCCAGCUCAUGUGGUUCAUCGUCACUGUGGCCAUCGGCGUCAUCAUCUACCAGUUCGUGGUGAUGCAGGCCAUCUACUUCGUCGUCGUGCGCCGCAAUCCAUUCAAGUUCUACGCCGGACUCAUCCAGGCCAUGCUAACCGCCUUCGCCACGGCCUCAACCGCCGCCGCCCUGCCCAUUACAUUCCGCUGCAUGAACGAGAAGCUGAAGGUGGAUCCGCGGAUCACGCGGUUCGUCCUGCCCAUCGGAUGCAAUAUCAAUAUGGACGGGACGGCCCUUUACAUCGCGGUGGCCUCGAUCUUCAUUGCCCAGAUGAGCGGAAUGGUCCUGGGAUUCGGGGAGCUGCUCACCGUGCUCCUCACCUCCACGGCCGCCUCGAUGAGCUCGGCCAGUGUUCCGAGUGCCGCCCUGGUCCUCCUUCUCGUCGUCCUCACCGCCAUCGAUGCUCCUGUCCAGGAUGUGACGCUCUUGUUCGCCGUGGAUUGGUUUGUGGAUCGGAUUCGCACUACGAACAACAUGCUGGGCGAUUGCUAUACUGCCGCCAUUGUGGAGGAACUUUCACGCAAGGAGUUGAUGGCUUUGGAUGCGGCUUCUGUGAAUUAUCAGGACAUGCCCGCCGGCACCCCCAAUGGUCAUGGUCACGGGCACCACGAGGGCGGUCUCCUCGAGGGGCAGACGGAGCUGGAGACGAGCAGCAAGUGCGUGAUGACGAUGACCGACUCGGUGGUGGUGGACAUGAGUGCAGUGAUGAACAACGUGAACCUGCAGCAGGAGCACUGCAAUCGCAGGGUCUAAAUGGAAACCGAUUUUAGUUCGUCAGCAUCAGCUCCAUAAUCCUAAAGCAACCACCACCACCAGAAAAACAACAAUAACACCUAGACCACAGUGUUCCCCCAAGAAAACCAAAAAGUUUUUGAUAUAGCAUCUUUAAAGAACAACAACAACAACAACAACCGAUUGGAUAUAUAUCGAGAGACUGUCUGACGAACCCACCCGUAUUGAAUUUACUCCUCUUUUGGACCAGUGUCGAUAGCAAUUAAUUAGCCUGAACACUUAAAGGACUCCGCAUACGUAUAUAUCGAAUAUUCACCUAGUAGGAAGAACCGCAUAAGGAUAUUAUAUUAUGCCACAUUAUUAAGCACACACACUUUACCUUUAACCCCCAAGAAGAAAAAGGAGAAGCGAGGGAUUCUUGUGAUCUGUCCUGGGAACUAUGUGGAUAAUCUAUGGGUAUUAUUUUGUAAGCUCGAUUGUGAUGGGGUCACCACACUGAUUUGUUUGAUAGUGUUGCUUAUUUCUACGUCAUAUAUGUGUUGUUUGGGUGUUUUACGAGCGAGAAAGAGAGAGAGAGAGAGGUCAAUGUUUAAGUUGAUUGAGGGAUGAACGCAGAAACGCAGGUUGUACAAGAAGCUGGCCUAGGUUUAGUUCUAGUUUUAGUUGAUCUGUUAAUUUCCUAAAAAACUCACCUUUGGUUACUACAAUUCCCAGACUAACUUACGAUUAUCAAUUACCCAUUAGCAACUAUCAAUUACCAAUUACCAAUUACCGAUACCAAAUAUCACACAUGCAUUCGUAGACUGAUAGCAGACUUAGUAGCGAUAACAAAUAUGUAUCUGCAUAUAUGCAAUACUUACUAACCAAUAUCCGACAUUCGAUUUGUACGCAAACGCAUACGCUGAAUACAAUAAAAGUUAUUAUACCACCUA